GGGCGGCCCGGAGGCCGCCGGAGGGCCUGCGCCGCCUGGUGGAAUCAUGGCGAGGUGGACCGCCUUCGCAAGUACGCCGUGUGGAACGCGGUAGCUGUGGUGAAGAUCUUGAAGAAGCGACGGAAGCACACGAACUUCGGAUUGGAGGACUCUGCUGCCGAGCGGGCGGGCUGGCUCUCGCGUCAGAGCUUCUUCUCCGGCAGCGACUUCGCGGAGCUUCACGUGGCGAUCGAGUCGCUGGGGCACAUGCUGGUGAGGUCCCAGUACGCCGAGCUCGGCGCUGGCGGCACCCCGGAGCUGCCAGCGGCUCUGCCGGACAGGGAAUCCAAGCCUUGCCCCAUCUGCCUGGAGAACAUGGUGGACACGGUGGAGCUCUCCUGCGGCCACGGGUUCUGCUGGAAGUGCUUCGUGCUGGGGCCCAUUGCCUUCCAGCCCGGGGAGUACCGCAUCACGCAGUGCCCGAUCUGCCGCAAGGAGAUGACCGCCGCGGAGCUCGGCGGCGGCGACAGCGACGGCGAGCCACGGGCGGGGCCGUGCAGGCCGGAGCGGGAGCUGACGCGCUUCCUGCACACCUACUUCCCGGUGGAGCGCCCCGGCGGCGAGGGCAGCGGGAGCGACGCGGAGAAGUCGGACAGGCUGGGCGAGCCCGGCGACGAGGACAUGCGCGACGUCGUGAGCCACCUCGUGAGGGCGCUGCUGGAGGGCGACGCCGCUCGGGCGCCCUCGGGCGCCGAGGCGCAGGAGCCGCAGGGCGGCGGCUCGUGCUCGUCCACCACCGCGUGCUCGGCGGCGGGGCCGCGCGGCGCGCCCGGCGCCGCGCCGGACGACUUCUUCAAGACGCUGCCGCAGAAGGAGGCCACAGCCUCGUUGGGGCAGGCGCAGAAGUUGUCGUGGCUGCAGCUGGCGUCCACGGGGGACCCCCUGGCGCUGGACGGUACGAUGUAUUGCUCGCUCUGCUCCGAGCCGCUGCUCAUGGAGGUGGUCUGCACGACGCCGUGCAAGCACUAUGCGGCGGGCUGGCUGGAGCUGCCGGAGUGCCCGCUGUGCGCCGCGGCACUGCCCUUCUCGUGGUUUUUGCCGGGCGACCACCCGUGCUGCGAGCACGGCUUCAAGGUGGUCCCGGCGCACGCCUAUCGCCCGCAGUUCCCCGGCGGCCCCGGCAGAGGC
Molecule: messenger RNA, 1167 nt
Organism: Prorocentrum cordatum
Lineage: Eukaryota; Dinophyceae; Prorocentrales; Prorocentraceae
Source: the annotation of a GenBank genome assembly